AUGAGAGGAAAGGGAAAUCAAAAUCAAGAGGAGGAAGAGUACGAGGAAGAUGAGUUUGGUUCCAGAAAAGAUGGGCCGUCUUCAAACGUUACAACUAACAACGAUAAUUCAAGUAAAGAUGGGAAGAUUAGUGACAAGGCUAAUGCAAUAAGAUCGAAACAUUCCGUCACUGAGCAGCGAAGAAGGAGCAAGAUCAAUGAGAGAUUUCAGAUAUUGAGAGAUCUUAUUCCUCACAGUGAUCAAAAGAGAGAUACAGCGUCAUUUUUAUUAGAGGUCAUUGAAUAUGUCCAGUAUUUACAGGAGAAGGUGCAAAAGUAUGAGGGUCCAUAUCAGGGAUGGAGCCCUGAGCCAACAAAGUUGAUGCCAUGGAGAAACAGCCACUGGCGCCUUCAAAGUUUUGUUGGUCACCCUCAAGCUAUUAAAAAUGGUUCUGGUCCAGGGGCCACAUUUCCUGGGAAACUUGAUGAUAAUAACAUUGCUCUCACCCCAGCCAUGCUUCCAAGCACACUGAAUCUAGUAGAAUCUGACCAUCUUGCCUGCAAAGUGUUGGAGCACCAACCUGAGCUAGCAAACAAGGUUACGCCUCUUCCCAUGCCUGCUUCUGUUCGAAGCGAUGGACUUGUUGCUCAUCCCCUUCAGCAGCCAGUCUCUGAUGCUCAAUCAGCUGAGUGUCCCAUCACCAGUGAUAUGUUGAACCAGCAGGAGCUGGCAAUUGAAGCAGGGACAAUCAGUAUCUCCAGUGUUUACUCUCAAGAGUUGCUGAAUACACUUACGCAAGCACUGCAGAGUACUGGUGUAGAUCUGUCACAGGCUAACAUCUCAGUUCAGAUUGAUCUUGGAAAACGGGCAAAUAGAGGGCUGACCUCUGGAACCUUGACAUCUAAGGAUCCUCCAAAUCCCGAGCCUAGCAAUCAAGCAACGACCCACUUUAGGGAUGCAAGUGGAGGAGAGGACUCGGAUCAAGCUCAAAAGCGUCUAAAGACAUAA
Messenger RNA from Dovyalis caffra, 987 nucleotides. The record is from the annotation of a GenBank genome assembly. NCBI's taxonomy places the organism in Eukaryota, Viridiplantae, Streptophyta, Magnoliopsida, Malpighiales, Salicaceae.